UGGACCUCGCAGACGUGCGCGCGCGCACACGUCGAAGCACGCCGCGAGCUGCAGAGAGAGAGAGGUGUUCAACUUUUCCCUUUUGUCAACAUUUGAAUAUUUCCCUGCUAUUCUUUUUUUUGUUGUUGUUCUACACUUUGGAGCCGCAAUUGCGUGGGAGAAUAAAGCACCUCCACGAGGAGGACAAAGCAGGUCCACACCCCCCCUUUUUUUUUGUUUUAAUUUCCUCCGGGAAGACGAAGGAGAGUUGCGGGGUUCCCCUGCCUCGGAGGGAGUGCAGCGGCGGAUAACAAGGGGUGGGGGGAGCUCGGGAGACGAGCACCUCGCGGAUAUCUUUUGGACAUGGCGCUGGACAGGAGACUGGACCUGCUGCUGCUCGGACUUGUCUUGCUUGUGCAGUGCGUGCACGACGCCGGAGCCCGGACCGGGGUCGCUUAUUCCUACGUGCAUGGCGGGGAAGCGGUGGAAGAGGACGUGGCCAUGGACCUGAAAACACACGUGCACCGCUGGAGGAGAUGGCUUCCGAACAGCCCGCGGAAUAUGGAGAGUAACAGGGCCAGUCAGGAGCAGGAACGAGAGGAGGAGGAUGCGGCGCAAGAAGAGGAAGAGGCCGAGCGCUUCCCGGGGUUGAUGUCGGCCGAGGACGCUGGCAACAGCUCACAAAUUGAGGAGGACACAGAUCACAACUACUACACAUCCAAAAUUUAUAGCCCGGCCGAGCCAGCAAGCAAGAGUUUGUGGGUAAACAUUGAACAGAUGGACAAGGAGAAAGUGAAGAUUCACGGGAUUCUGUCCAACACGCACAGACAAGCGGCGAGAGUCAAUCUGUCCUUCGAUUUCCCUUUUUACGGACAUUUUCUGCGCGAGAUCACCGUGGCAACUGGCGGGUUCAUUUACACAGGGGACGUGGUGCACCGGAUGCUAACCGCAACGCAAUACAUUGCCCCUCUCAUGGCCAACUUCGACCCGAGCGUGUCCAGAAACUCGACUGUCAUCUACUUCGAUAACGGUACCGCUCUUGUGGUGCAGUGGGACCACGUUCACCUGCAGGACAACUACAACCUAGGCAGCUUCACGUUUCAGGCCACGCUGCACGACACUGGACGCAUUGUCUUUGCUUACAAAGAGAUCCCGGUAGAACUGUCACAAAUAAGCCCUGUCAACCACCCAGUGAAGGUGGGCCUCUCGGACGCUUUUGUGGUAGUCCACAAAAUCCAGCAGAUCCCCAAUGUAAGGCGGCGGACCAUCUAUGAGUACCACCGCGUGGAGCUGACCAAGACAAGGAUCACCAACUCCUCUGCGGUGGAAUUUACACCGUUGCCCACGUGUCUCCAGUUCACAACCUGUGGAACGUGCAUCUCCUCCCAGGUUAACUUCAACUGCAGCUGGUGCCAUCGACUCAACAGAUGUUCCAGUGGAUUUGACCGUCAUCGGCAGGACUGGGUGGACAACAACUGUCCAGAUGAGACUAAGGACAAAAUGUGUGACAUCGUUGACACCACAUACCUCUACCCCUUCACCACACUUGCCGGUGCCAAGACUACACCCAGAAAAAAAGAGGCCCCGCCCUCGACUUUACAGCCCCCCACCAGCGCCCCAACUGAAGAUGAUACCAAGAUUGCGCUGCAUCUCAGAGAAAAUCAAGCGAUGCCAGCAGAAAGCACGGCGGACCGUACGGCGGGCGCGCAUCCCCUGCACACAGGUUUGAUCCUGGGCGUCCUGCUGGUGAUGGUCAUCAUGGUGGCGGGGGUGAUGGUCACCGUCUACAUCUACCAUCACCCGACGUCGGCCGCCAGCCUCUUCCUGAUUGAGAGACGGCCGAGCAGGUGGCCGGCCAUGAAGUUCCGCCGUGGCUCGGGCCACCCGUCCUACGCCGAGGUCGAGCCGGCGGGCCACGAGAAGGAGGGCUUCAUCGUGUCCGAGCAGUGCUGAGGCGGCCGACUCUGCAGC
Syngnathoides biaculeatus (alligator pipefish) is the source of this 1950-nucleotide messenger RNA. RefSeq names its product plexin domain containing 2b (gene plxdc2b). NCBI's taxonomy places the organism in Eukaryota, Metazoa, Chordata, Actinopteri, Syngnathiformes, Syngnathidae. The transcript has 14 exons. The coding region runs from base 343 to 1932 and encodes 529 amino acids. The record is from RefSeq and is a predicted model, not a curated record.